Messenger RNA from Anarrhichthys ocellatus (wolf-eel), 4125 nucleotides. RefSeq names its product MPL proto-oncogene, thrombopoietin receptor (gene mpl). The transcript has 12 exons. Gene Ontology annotation, cellular component: external side of plasma membrane. Gene Ontology annotation, biological process: cytokine-mediated signaling pathway. Gene Ontology annotation, molecular function: cytokine receptor activity; protein binding. The coding region runs from base 1472 to 3388 and encodes 638 amino acids. The record is from RefSeq and is a predicted model, not a curated record. Lineage: Eukaryota; Metazoa; Chordata; Actinopteri; Perciformes; Anarhichadidae.
ACUGGGACUUUUGGUGUAAGAUUGUAAGGUGUUUGGGCCAGGAGAGAGGGUGGCUUGGGGUGAAGGCUAUGUGUGGGGGCUAGAGUUGAUCUGAAGCAGCAUUGAGGGUGUUGGUGUUGGAGCUGGAAGUAAUUUCCUAGUGUGAGCAGAGCUGCUGGUACAAGCAGUAUUGGGGAUGUGGUGUGUUGUCAGGGGGUUUUGACACUACUGGUUGGAGGGAUAACAGCUCUGGCACUCUGGCAGUGCUCAGCUGAGAAAGUUAGAGAGCUCUUGGGAAGAGGCUGUCUGUUUUAUUAUAGAUGCAGAGGCAUUUUAUGUCCUGUAGUGUUUGCCAAGUGGAAGUGGCUGAGGUGGGUUGGAUCUUUGGUAAUGUUAGUUUCUCCAGAGGUAGUGGUUUUUAUGUCAAUGUUAUCUGGUGUUUAAGACCCAAUGUUGUGCAGUCCUGAGCACUUGUUGCACGGCUGUUCAGUCAGCAGCAGACUUGAAAAGUCAGGUCUUUUGUCCCAUUCUUCAGAGGUUUAAAAUGAAUCCAGAGCUGUUGUCAGAGCCACAAGUCGUUUAUCUUAAACAUGCACAAGUGCAGGUGUAUUCACAGUUGAUUUGAAUCAUGACCAAGACUUCUCAAGGUGAACCUUUGUAUGUUCACCAGUUAUUUUGAGAUACAAAUGACUCUUUUGAGACAUGUUGAUGCUAUCACGAUUUUAGAUGAGAGUAUGUAGCUUAUUAUAAAUUAUCAAGGUCUAUCCAUACAAAAUAUAAUAUACUUAACAAGAAAUUUAAAUGCAUUUUGAUGGCAAUAUGUUAUUUAAGCUCUAAACAACAUGUAAUGGACUUUCAUUUAAUUGUAUACACGUAAACAAUCCACUGAUGUUUGUUAAAUUGGGGUCAGUUUAAUUAAGACAGAAAGACAGGAACUCAGUUUCCUUGAAAUUGUUCAUACAAGUUAAUAUUUUGGUUUUAGAGUGAUUUUAGAUUUUGUUUUUUAUAUAUCAUGGGAUAUGUUUAAGAUUACAUGUCCCACAGGAACUUGAAGUUUGUGAAGCACUCAUCAUCUCUCGUGUUUUCCAUAGUUAUCCUUUAAAUUUAUAUUUGUAUUUAGAGCAAGGAAAAAAACUGCAAACCCAGCCAGAUGAUGGACUGAAGCAUAUACUAGGUUUCAUCAGCAGCAAAUGGGGGAUUUAUUAUUGUCUCUAAUAAGAAGGAGUGUUUGAGAGUAAACAGAAAUAACAUAUUUCCAUAGUUUCAGUUAAAAGAAAUCUGCCUUUUUUUGGUGCGUACUUCCACUAGGCUUUACACAAAGCACGCUUCCUGCUUUAAGCACAGCCUAGCCCUCAGCACUGAUCAACCCUACCCACCCAUGCCUACUCAAAACCAUGCAUGAAAGACAACACACACAAUGCACACACAAAAGCAAGUGCGUUGUUAGUUUAAGUGCUAUGGUGGUUUAGGAUACAUAAUACCUCAAUCUACAAUGAAUUGGCAGAUCCUCCUUAUUAGUUUGUGGAUACAAGUGGGCUUUGUCCCUGGGAUACAUUGCAAGGAUGGAACUGUCAGUCAUCUGUCAAGUGAAGAUGUUUUGCUCUUAGAGGAUGACCUGGAUCCUAAAUGUUUCAGCCGCACAGAACAGGAUUUUACCUGCUUCUUUGAGACUGCAGACAACAGAACUUAUGAUUUACUCUACAAGUCUGAUAGCCUGCCUGGAAAGAAAAGGUGUGAAAUGUCUGUCCAGAGAACAGAAGUCGGAACUUUACUUCAUAUCUGCUCAUUUCCUGGGUCCGAUGUUUUCUUGUUUGUGGAAAUACACCUUGAAGUGGUGGAGCGCAACACCAACACCCGCCUCUACAGUCGCGUUGUCUGUGUGGAGGACCAAUUGCUCCUGGAUCCACCCUUCAGUGUGUCUUUAAACCAAAAUGGCCAAGCAGGACAGCUGGAAGUUUCAUGGCACAUAAAGGUCACAAAAUACUUUGAAGGGCAUGUGAUGUAUAAGAUUCGAUACUCAUCCAACAGUUUGGGAGAGAAGAUAAAAGAGACAAAGGAGUGCAGCAUACUAGACUCUCUGGUACCAGGGGAGGAGGUUGAGGUCCAGGUCUCCGUCAGAUGUGCCUCUAAUCCAAAUACAGGACACUGGAGCGGCUGGUCACACCCUGUGCGAGCCGUGGUUCCCCAAAGUGCAGAUGAUAUUUCUCUAAUGUGCUACACAUCCGACCUGCAAAACAUCACCUGUCUUUGGCAUGGGAGCAGAUAUGGUGAAGAGAACGUGUACAAACUUUUGUACAAGAUGGGCCUCAGUGAAGAUUUGGGCUGGACAGAAUGGACAGAGUGUCUCGCCGACAGCGACGUGACUGAACUGUGCCAUUUCCGUGGAGAGGAGUCCAGAAGAGUCCGGGUCAAGCUCAGCAGCACUUCAGCUCCACUCAGCAGAACCUUAUAUACUCAAGAGUUCACUCUCAGCAACAGCGUCAAAACAUCCCCACCAUGUCAUCUGAAAGGAACAUUGGAAAAAGACAAGUUGUGCUUGAAAUGGGAAGCUCCUCUUCUGUCUCUGUCUGCUCACCUGCAGUAUGAAGUCAGCUGCCAGAUCAGCCAGGGUGAAGCAUGGAUUAAGUCCCUAAAGGGCCCUGAGACGGGCACAUGUCGAGAGGUUCCAACAGGUAGCCGUUACAGUGUUAAGAUCAGAGCCAAACCUAAUGGGUCCAUUUACUCAGGACACUGGAGCGACUGGUCAAAUGUGCUUACUGGCGACGUCCCUGCUGAUAUAGGCACAUUGCUCAUGCUGUGUAUACCUGUCUUGAUGCUGAUGAUUGCCAUCAUCCUCAUCUCCUUCUUUUCCACGUACCACAGUAAACUCAAGCUGUAUUUUUGGCCGCCGGUGCCCGACCUUGACAAAGUCCUACAAAGUUUUCUGACAGAGGUCACUGGGCCGCAAUGGAAUCCUCUGAUAACAGCAAAGCAGUACUCCGACGAAACCACUUCAUCUGUGGUGGAGAUAAUGUCUGAAGAUGACGUUUCCCAAUCAGGGGUAUCCACCAGGCUCCUGUCAUUAGAAAGACAGUUCUGCAGCAGAGAACAGGUAGAUGGAAGCCCCGGGACGAAAGUCUUUCCAGACUAUGUGACUCUGAACAAAGACAGUGUCAUUCUUUGCCCGAAAGGAAACAAGUAUGUCUACGAGGAAGUUGGAGAGAAAGGAGGCCCGGAGAUGAGCGAUGAGCUCUUCCAAACAUGUCAGGGUUCCUGCCCUGAUGGCUCAGUCUGUAUCCCACCCUGCUCUGGCAGUGACUUUCUUAACCAUGCCUACUUGCCUCUGGCUGAGCCUGCAGACAGAAUCGACUGCAAGGUCACUGUUGCAAGGGGGCCAGGCAACCUCUAUACUAAUUUCCCCUGUAGCUAAAUGUACAGAACAGCAACUGUACUUUACUUCCACUGGUGCAGACGCUUACACAAAGGCGUGUUACCAUGUAUUCAUAGUAUAAUGGGGAUUAGUUUUAAUCAUUGCAUUCUCUCUCCCAUCAUUACAGUCUCUUUGAAAGGUGGACAAAUCAACAUUUGAGAACAAGAAUAUAACAUUUCUAUGACAGUUCAAGCUUUUGGUUAACAUGUUGAAGAUAAUUAAGCAUACCUUAUUGUAAUAUUUCUUUUAUAUUGGUAAUUGUAUAUACAGUUCAGGACUGCUGUCUUUUUAUGUCCACAAGAGGGAACCUAGAUGACGAGAUAUUUUGUGAGAUUACGAGAAAAGACCCCACUUAAUGGCUUUGGUGGUCAAGAAGAUUUUUUAUCUUAUAAGACCUGUUUACAGUAAUUACCAGGUGGUAGCCUGCAGUUAGCUUAGAGUACCUUGGACCAAAAAGGGAAGGAAGGAGAUUUCAGAGGAUGAUAUAUUCAAAUGCUAAAUUUCAAUUGUAUUUGUAACCUUCUGUGUCGAGUAUGUGAAAAUAAACGUGAAGGUGCCAUGAGGGUUUGGGACUAUUACUAUUGCUAUUUCACGCAUGAAAGAUAACUUGUUGGUUUUUUUUCAGAUCUUUUCAAUUGUCUUAUUUUUUCUCAUGUCCUUGUAAACCUCUUAACGUUGUGUUCAUUAUACAUUGCAUUAUGCAGGUUUGUAUUUUUGUCAAUAAACGAUGAAAAGCU